AACUACGGUCGCACGAAACGACGCGUGUAAGUCUCUCGUAUUUUUUACUCACAGUGUCUUUAAAAAGUCGUUGGAAAAUUUUGUGAGACAAAAAAUCAGUAGAACUAAGCCUGCUCUACAUUUUUCCAGUGAAAUUUCUCCAGCAGCGGCUGGAAAUUUUCCGAGAGGUUUAAAAAUUUAAGUCUAACCUCAAAAUCCCGAAAAAUAAAAAGAAAGAGUAACAAAAGAAUAAUCACCCCCCAGCCCGAUGGAGACGAGCUAUGACGACGAGGACGAUACACACUACUGCAUAAAGUGUCACGUGACAAUAACUGGUCUGGAGAAUUACAUCCAGCAUCGACAAACAAACUGCCGACAACUCGAAAGAAAGGCCGUUACCCCUGACCCAACAGUUUGCUACCCGGAAAUACUUAACGCUGACGCAUUUUUCAGCUCUCUCGAGCUACAAAGCAGUUCCAAGACAAAGCCAAGUGGCAGCAGGGCCUUGGCGGGACUUGAGCCGGAGAAAAAGUCCGAGAGAUUACGCGGAAAACGCAAUAAAGCUAAACGGUACAAUGAAAUUGAAGAGCCAAGUGCUAAAGAGAAACUUAUCGCUCUGUCACCGGUCGUCGCGGAUUUAGAUGAUCCGACCGAUCACAUCGGCAUCCCUUCGCUCGUUGGAUUCCCCGAUUUGGUGGUGCCCUUUAAUGACAAAUCCACCAGCAAGCUCACUGUCACUUCGACGCUGCCUAAGCAUGUAGAUGAACUCGAUAAGAGCAAACGCGACGAGGAAGAUCGGGAUCAGUGGCUAAAUGAUGAUCUCGAUGAAGAUUCUGAUACUAACAAAGAUACCGCUGGCGAUGAAAGUGACAGCGAGUCGGACUACCGUCAGCGAAAUUCUGAGGAUGAUUCUGAUGAAAGUCCGGUUGAGGAUAUUGGACAGGAAGAUUCUUAUUCUGAAACCGACGAUCAGGAGGACAGAGAGUAUCCCCCGCAGCCUCACACUGGGGGAAAAUGGAAGCCUGAACAGAUGUUGGAGCAUAUUGCUGAGGAGAACGAUGACGAACUUGAUCAAGAUGAAGCCUAUCAUCAAGAUAGUCUUGUUCCGCCACCGCACACUGGGGGAAAAUGGAAACCGAGUGAGCAGAAAACGGUGGAGGACGAGCCGGCAGAGUUUGAGGAGAAGGAAGAGGACAAGGAGGAGAAAGAGAGAACGAUGACAAGGAACAGCAGAGAACCACCGCCUGGUCACACUCGCGGGAAAUGGAUCCCAGGGGCUUCGGUCACGCCGUCAGAACUACGAUCGGGUUAUUGGUGCAGUCCUUGUGGCCGGAAACUUGCCUCGAAAUUGGUUUACAGCAGACACUUGCGCUCGGACUUGCACGCUCGACGUAGCAUUCAAGAAAUUGAAGGAGACGUUAAAUUGCCACGAUCUGCUGGACCGCUUCUACGCAAGAAGACCCGGACGAAACGUCAAAAAGUUAUCGCACUGAAGCGCAGCACAGAACUUAAAAAAACAGUAGUUGAUAAUAAACCUAGCAAAAAAACGCGACGUAGAGAGAAAGAAAUUCUGCGGUGUGAAAUGUGUCACGCCCGUGUGCGUCGUCCUCAAUUGGGUAAACACCUGCUCUCGCACUACCACUGUCGUGUAGCAGGAUUAAACCCCUGCAGUCCUACUGCGCGACGGUUUAUCCUGGAAAACAUGGUGAACGUGGUUCACCAGUGCCCAUUUCGGUGCACAAACUGUCGGUUUUAUUGCAACACUGAGGAAACUUUCUUGCGUCAUUGGCGCUCUAGUCAUGCCAACGUCCCAAUUGAUUUUAUAAAUUUUUUGAAGGAAGAGAAAAAUUACACAUGUGUCUGCUGCAACUUCUGGUGCAACGGGGAGUCGGAUAUGGAGCAGCACCUUCUGAGCAAGGAGCACCGCGAGACAAUUUCCAUGAUCAAUGGAUCAGUGCCAAUAGUAAUACGGAGACAACUGAUUUUGUCUUGUGAAACCUGCAAUCGGGGAUUUCGGUACAACAUCCAGCUCCAGCAUCACGCUAAUGAAACGGGGCAUCCUUUGAGCUGGACGGCCACGGAUGAGUACCAGCAGCGGAUUCAAUGCCCACUCUGUCCCCAAGUUUUGAGGUCCCAGGUAGCUUUACAAAGGCACCAACUAACGGCCCACAAAAAAAAGGUCCUGGAGUCAAAGGACGAAGAAGAGCGGGGAUCUAUAGUGCCGUACUUCUGCUCCUUCUGCUCGGUCAACUUCGAGACUGCUCGAGACGCCGUUUUACACCGGAGAACACCCAAUCACAAACAGACUGUCAAGGAGCACAAGUUUUCGUCACAAGGAGUUUUGCCCUCGCGUAAGGACUGCGGUCAAUGCGGAGACAAAUUUAAUAACUUGACUGACUACAAACGACAUUUGCUUAAACUUCAUACCGACUCUUGUCACAAAUGUUUAAGAUGCGGAGAGCUUUUCGCCUUACCCCAAGACCUGACAAAGCACACAAAAGAACGGACAUGUGGAAAAAUAACACAAAUAUUAGAAAAUGAAUCACGAUGCGUGGACGGAGCGCGUAAAUGUUUGCAGUGUCCCUUCAGGACAGACUCCGAAGCGGAAUUGAUAUUCCACCAGGCUCUCCACGCGGGCACCGUCGAAAUUUACUCAGAAAAACCCGGCUCGAGUAAGACCCCUCCGACAUAUCGGUGUCCAGUCUGCCAAAAAAUAUUUUCAAAAGCCUCCCUGCGCUUCCACAUUCUGCGGCACACUAGAGAGAAGCCUUACCGAUGUUCCAAGUGCAUGGAAUCAUUCUCACGUAAAUCCGCUCUAACCGUCCAUGUAACUGAGUGUCAUCCAUUUUUGGAGUCGGAGGCGAGUCAACGUAUCAAGAAUUUCCUCUGUCUACAUUGCAACACCGGCUUUUAUACCAAAAAUAAUUUGAGACAACAUAUGCUUCGGCAUGUCGGAAAGGAAUACAAGUGCGAGGUUUUGGGUUGUCCGACUGUUCUCAGAAAUGAAGCUGAGCUUAGGACUCAUAAGGCACUAGUACAUGCUCCGGAAUCGGUGGAACGCAAGUUUAAAUGCAACGAGUGCUCUUAUUCUUCUAAAACUAAAUCCCAACUUCGACGACAUUACACUCGGCAUCAAAGCCCGGACACAAAACUGAAGUGUCCAAAGGAAGAUUGCAAAUUUAUAACCCGACUACACUCGCAUCUGAAGCGUCACAUACGAGUGCAUACAGGAGCUAAGCCUUACAAGUGUCCUCACUGUCCGUACGCAAGCAAUAAUAUCGAAAAUUUGAGGAAACACAUCCUGUCAACGCGACUUCAUCCAGGGAAGACUAUUUAUGAGUGUGAGAAAUGCAAAAUCAAGGGAUCGGAUAUUUAUGUGACCAAUUUUUCAAAGGAACUACGCGCUCAUUUAGUCAGUGAACACUCUGAAGAAUUUCCUACAGCCGGGCAUGCCAACAGUUACGUUGCUGGAAUUUUUGCCGGUGAUGGACACUCAGAACAACCUGAAUAACUCAAAAAAUACCGCUGUUAUAAAUCCACAGUAAUUUUAAAUUCCUCAAUAAUAUUUAAUUUUAAUUACAAUUUUAAUGAUUAUUAUCUGUGUCUUUUUUUUAUUUUUUUUAGUGGUCGUCAUCAUGAUGACGAUGACCAUUUAAAACAUUUAUAUUUAUAUUUAUUUAUGUAUUCAUGAAAUACUGCUCAGAGUUAUGUCGACAGUUAUUUUAUUAUACAUAAUUUGAAUGUUGUAUUGAUGAUGUGGACCCUGAUAUAUUGAAAAUGAAAAUGGCAUUAAUGUCACACGAUUUACGUUUAGCUGUGUUGUAUAAACUGUAAACAAGAUACCCAAGAGUUUAUGACAGUAGUCACGAGCUGAGGUCGGUGAGUGGUCGGCAAAGGUCGUAUCAGUAUAUAUACAGUAUAUUAUAUUGUAUAUUAUAUAGGAGUAUUCAGUUUAGAGCCAGAUGGAUCCAUAACAAUGUCAGCAUAUAGGCCGCUUUCGUUCUUUCGGUAGACCCUAGACCUACCUGACUCUCAACUCCAGAGAUAUAGGUAUCGUAACCAUCAGUACCAUCAACGGCUUUUUUUUUUUAGUAGAUUUCAUAAAAAUCUAACUAUUGCAUUGGUCCUCAUGACGGAACUUUUAAAAAAUUUUGCUAUUUUUCGACUAUACUCGUCGAGCUGAGUCGGAAAAUGCAUAUGGUUCAAAAGUUUAUAUAU
Molecule: messenger RNA, 4197 nt
Organism: Cotesia glomerata
Lineage: Eukaryota; Metazoa; Arthropoda; Insecta; Hymenoptera; Braconidae
Product: zinc finger protein 99-like
Exons: 9
Coding region: 248-3490 (1080 amino acids)
Biological process (GO): regulation of transcription by RNA polymerase II
Cellular component (GO): nucleus
Molecular function (GO): DNA-binding transcription factor activity, RNA polymerase II-specific; RNA polymerase II transcription regulatory region sequence-specific DNA binding; zinc ion binding
Source: RefSeq, a predicted model, not a curated record